Messenger RNA from Diabrotica virgifera virgifera (western corn rootworm), 1289 nucleotides. RefSeq names its product probable serine/threonine-protein kinase kinX. Gene Ontology annotation, biological process: mitochondrial electron transport, ubiquinol to cytochrome c. The transcript has a single exon. The record is from RefSeq and is a predicted model, not a curated record. The coding region runs from base 75 to 1274 and encodes 399 amino acids. Lineage: Eukaryota; Metazoa; Arthropoda; Insecta; Coleoptera; Chrysomelidae.
CAUAAUAUACUGUCAGGUACUUUCCUCAAAAAAUAAAAUAAAAACAAUAAAGAAUAUUUGAAGAUUUACAUAAAAUGUUCUUUAAAUGGUUUACUAAUUUUGAUUCAGCAAAACAACACGAAAAUAAUGAAAGUAAAUCUACUGGACAAGAAAAUUGCAUGAAGAAUAUUGGUUUACAAUCAACCAAAGCAGAAGAGACAUAUAAAGAAACUCAUAAGAACAAUGAAUUGGGACCCAUUCACCAAAAUUUCAAAAAUAAGUUAGACUCUAUGAUAACUAAGCUAUCUUUCCCCUCACUAAAAGCGGAAGAUACCAAAAUCAAUCAAAAAUGUAAUCGUAAUAAUAUGGCAGCAGCAAUAGCUGAAGACAACCUGAAAAAACACGAAAACCAUCAGCCCGUAGAAGAGGGCAAUAAAAAGUGUAAAAAGAAUGGUAACGAACACGUAAACAAUCAGCCUGUAGUAAAGGAACAAAAACCAGUCGAAACGUUUAAGGAACAGAAACCAGUCGAAACGAUUAAAGAAAAUGUUAAAGAGGGUAAUCAAAAGUGUAAAAAAAAUGCUAAAGAACACGAACACCAUCAGCCUGUAGUAGAGGAACAAAAACCAAUCGAAACAAUUAAGGAAGAAAAACCAGUCGAAAAACCAGUCGAAACGAUUAAAGAAAAUGUUAAAGAGGGUAGUAAAAAGUGUAAAAAGAAUGCUAAAGAACACGAAAACCAUCAGCCUGUAGUAGAGGAACAAAAACCAGCCGAAACAAUAAAGGAAGAAAAACCAGUUGAAAUAAUAAAAGAAAAUGUAAAAGAAGGUAAUAAAAAGUGUAAAAAGAAUGCUAAAGAACACGUAAACGAUCAGCCUGUAGUAGAGGAAGAAAAACCGGUCGAAACAAUUAAAGAAAAUGUUGAAGUUUUUGUUGAAGAAGGCAAUAAAAAAUGUAACAAAAAGAAGGAAUCAGGAUUAACAGAAAAAAACUCUGCUGAAACAUUUAAGAAAGAAAAAAUUGAAGAAGAAAAAUUUAAAGAAGAUACAUUUGAAGAAGAAGCAUUUAAAGAAAAUAAAUUUGAAGAAGAAGAAUCUGAAGAUCCUCAAGACAUGCUAAGAAGAAAAUGUCGCGAAACUGAUCAAUGUCAACGUUUAGUUCAGGUAUAUGAAACGUGUAAUGAAAGGGUUAAUGCAAGGCCUCAUACUGCAGAAACCUGUGUAGAGGAGUUAUUUGAUUUAUUAAAAGCUGUUGAUAAAUGUGUUACAAAAGACCUUUUUAAUAAAUUAAAGUAGAAUAAUCAUUUAACA